Messenger RNA from Medicago truncatula (barrel medic), 1096 nucleotides. RefSeq lists its product as uncharacterized. Bases 100 to 723 code for a protein of 207 amino acids. The record is from RefSeq and is a predicted model, not a curated record. The transcript has 6 exons. NCBI's taxonomy places the organism in Eukaryota, Viridiplantae, Streptophyta, Magnoliopsida, Fabales, Fabaceae. Gene Ontology annotation, molecular function: box C/D methylation guide snoRNP complex binding. Gene Ontology annotation, biological process: box C/D snoRNP assembly.
AUAUGCUAAGCGGCUAAACCUACGCGAUUGCAAGUUCAAAAUAACAUAACACAAUAAUCACGUACGUACGAGAGAGAAGUAGAAGCUGAAAAACAAGAUAUGACAGGAGACAGGAGCAAAGAGCUUCUUCGAUUGGAGCACAAGGAUACCCCCUUUUCUUCCUUAGAAACCACUCUUCUUGUUUGUGAUAACAACAAAGAAUUAAACUCUCAAACUAAGAGAUCCCCCUUUGAUGGAACCUCCCUCACUGCUCCACUUCCUCCUAGCCAACUUUUAGGGAAGGUUAAAGACUUCCUAGGAGUGAUGUCAGAAGCAAAUAAGCGGUUGGAGCAUGAUGCAAAGGACCAUCCAGAGAAAUAUGAUUUUGAAGAGCUAACGGGAAAUGAAUCCGAAGUUAUUGAAAUGGAUUUGAUGCUUGGUGUUGCUGAUCUUCAUACACCAGAGGCUGUGGCAGCUGCAGAGUCAGCUGUUUCCAGUUGUCAGCCUGUGAUUUCAUUGGCUGCUGAUGAUAGUGAAAUAGAUUCAGAAGAAGAAAGUGGCGCCGAUGAUGCUAAUGAGGAUGCUGAAAUUGAUAGCAAUGUUGAUGAAUGUGAUUAUGGAAAGGACGGUAAAAAGCCUUCGUCCCUUGACCAAAUACAUACUUCUGGUUUACAUUAUAUCCAUGAAAAACAGAAGGGAAAUCGUCGUUCGAAAAAGCGUCCAGCGAUAGUUGAGCUGUCAUGAGGCCAAUGAGGUUAUGAAAGUUGUGAUCCUUCAGUCAUCUGCCUUCCGCAAUCUAAGGAAUUAUGGAUGGAGAUGAUUCUAACAAUGACAAUAACAAGAAUGUCUCAAACUCUACCCUUGAUUCUAACAAUGACAAUAACAAGAAUGUCUCAGACUCUACCCUUGUUGUUGAUACUGAUCCUCCUCCGACAGUGGUCACCUAUGUAAAAUAGUUCCCAGACGUUUCUAGAAUUGAAGUUUUUGAUGGACAUACUUUCAGUCGUUGGCAUGAAUGCAUCUUCACACUGCUAGGCGUCCAUAGUGUCGCUUCUGCCCUUACUGAUGUCGUCAAACUAGAUGAAGCCAAAUCAGAUCCCAAACAAAUUGAAAAAAA